Messenger RNA from Hemiscyllium ocellatum (epaulette shark), 1824 nucleotides. It is a transcript of the gene igbp1, whose product is annotated as immunoglobulin (CD79A) binding protein 1. The coding region runs from base 65 to 1135 and encodes 356 amino acids. Lineage: Eukaryota; Metazoa; Chordata; Chondrichthyes; Orectolobiformes; Hemiscylliidae. The transcript is spliced from 6 exons. The record is from RefSeq and is a predicted model, not a curated record. Gene Ontology annotation, biological process: regulation of dephosphorylation; regulation of signal transduction. Gene Ontology annotation, cellular component: cytosol. Gene Ontology annotation, molecular function: protein phosphatase 2A binding.
CCGCUCUCUUUCCCUCCCCCGGACAGAGCGGGCUGACGCGGCGGAGCGUUUCUGUCUCUGAGUGAUGGCGGCGGUGGGGAUGUCAGAGUCUGAGAAAGAGGGAGAGGCGUCCGCGACGUGUUCUAAGGCAGAGCCGGCCGAGUCCCGAAAACUGUCCGACAUCUUCGAGAGCGGUUGGAAACUGCACGAGGAGGCCGAGAGCAGCAACGAGCCGUCCAACUCGGACACCUACCAACGCAAAGUGCGGCGAGGGGUGGAGCUGUUGGAGCAGGCCACCCGAAUGGUCAACCAACUGGACCUUUUCAGUCGAAAUGAAGAGCUGGAAGAAAUAGCCACUGCAGAUGUUAAAUAUCUGUUAUUGCCUGUGCUCCUGGGAGCGCUCACAAUGAAAUUAGGAAAUUCUGCUAAGCGACUGGAACAUGUACAGAAAGCCCAGGUCUAUUACAUGGACUUCUUAAAGCGUUGCAAAGAUUACAAUAUUAUGAAAUUUGAAAUCCCUCAAAAAGUAGAGAACAACGAAGAACAUAAUGAGUCAAAUGUUACCAGUAGUCCUGGUGUCUGCAGUCAAUCCAGUUUACUCUCCAUGGCAAGUAAAAGACAGGCUAAAAUUGAAAGGUAUAAUAUGAAGAAGGAAACUGAAGCCCAAUUGAAGGAGAUUAAAUCUGUUAUCUGCAGUGGAAAGGCAGAUGAUGAGCAAACGAGAAAAUUCUAUCUACUGAAUUUGCAGCAUUGGAUAAGCACAAGUCUAGAAGAGAUUGAGAGUAUAGAGCAAGAAAUUCAAAUUUUGAAAAGAAUGGAGGGAACAAAACGGCCUCAGGCCACUCGACCACAAAGACCUCCCAUGAAACCGUUUAUCCUUACUCAAGAUGCAGUCCAAGCCAAGGUGUUUGGUGCUGGUUACCCAAGUCUUCCUACUAUGACUGUUGAUGAUUGGUAUGAACAACAUAAGAAGCAGGGUGCUCUGCCUGAUCAGGGUAUUCCAAGAAGCUGUCCAGGUGAAGAGGGCAAUCAAGAUCAAGAGGCAGAGAAUGAUAACGAGAGUGAUGAUGAACAGGCCUUGAAAAUCGCACGUGACAAGGAUGACUGGAAGGACACACAUAGGCGUGGAUAUGGCAACAGGCAGAACAUGGGCUAGCCUUUCUACUCAGAUAACACUGCUUUCUUAGGUGCUUGUGAAAUUGCACUGAGAGUCGGAUGCUGCACCAAUGCUCAAAUGGAUUUGGCAACCAUGCAGAGUAUAUUCCUCUGUCUCUUGUCUGAGAAUGUCACUGGUUUCUGAGUUGUCAGCAAUUAUGUUGUUGCUGCUUUUAAAAAAAUUCGGUGACCGUAUUGUGAUGCUUAACUUUAACAGUCAGGCACUUGUUGCUUUAUGCCAUUUAAAACGUGCAUUUUCUCAGUGUAUGGAAAGAUAAAUGGAGGAAUGGCUUUGGGUGGGAGAAAUGUGUAUACUGCACAGAUGUCUCAUUGCCACUUAUUGAGAUGUUUACAUAAGUAAUUGCCUUAGUGGAGUUCUUCUGAGUUGCAAUUAUAUAAAUACAGUACAAUUGCUAAAUGUAAUAUUAACAACAUUGAAUACAUUUUAAUCUAUAGCUCCUAACUGUUUUCAUUCUCCAAAUUAGGAGUUCAGAUCUCUUUGGCAACUUUCCUGAGUGGUGUUUUAAAAAAAACUAGAUGCACCAGAUGAAUUCUCAAGCUAUAAUUAAUCCCUGAUUUGAUUAGUUUUUUUGUCACAUGAAUUCAUGUAACUUGUCUGUAUUCAAUUUAGCAUUUGUAGAAAAUGUUUUACUGCUCUUUCAGAGUCCUUGGAAUUGACUUAAUUUUAAA